This is a messenger RNA of Eupeodes corollae, 2833 nucleotides long. RefSeq names its product glutamate receptor ionotropic, kainate 2-like. The record is from RefSeq and is a predicted model, not a curated record. Gene Ontology annotation, molecular function: transmitter-gated monoatomic ion channel activity involved in regulation of postsynaptic membrane potential; glutamate-gated receptor activity. The transcript is spliced from 15 exons. Bases 166 to 2805 code for a protein of 879 amino acids. Gene Ontology annotation, biological process: modulation of chemical synaptic transmission; monoatomic ion transport; synaptic transmission, glutamatergic. Gene Ontology annotation, cellular component: postsynaptic membrane; plasma membrane. NCBI's taxonomy places the organism in Eukaryota, Metazoa, Arthropoda, Insecta, Diptera, Syrphidae.
CUCAGUAGUUUUUCUUCUUUCAUCUGAAUAAGUUCGGUCUUCACGUAAUUUCUUCGCUUUGAUAUUUCAAUAUUUUAUAAAAAUAGACUCACUAAAUAAUCACUCAUGGAAAAUAAAAGAAUUGAAAAAACAAUACCAACAAACCAUUAAAUCUUCAAAAUCAAUAUGAAUUUGAAAAAUAUACUCAUUCAAUUGAUCGUGUUCAUUGGUUUAGAAUUGAAGUCAGUCUUUUCGGGUGGAAUAAGAAUUGGUCUGAUAUGCGAUCGAAAUGUUGCAGAAAUGCAAACGGUGUUUGAAACGGCGAUAGAAGUCGCCAACGCUAAUUUAGAAGUACCCCUGUUGUUUACAGAGAGCGAGGUUCCUUUUGGUGAUUCGUACGAAGCAUACAAAGUAAUGUGUGACAUGUUAAUGAUGGGUGUUGGUGGAAUCUUUGGACCUUCGUCAAAGAAUUCAGUGCUUCAUUUGAUGAGCUUCUGUGAUGCUAAGGAAAUACCAUUUAUGAGCUCAUACAUCGAUGUCGACUCGAGUAAAUCUGUGAUGAUAAACUUGCAUCCACAUCCAAGCGAUAUUGCAAGGGCCAUACAUGAUCUCAUUGAGGCUUACGAAUGGACUAGUUUGACAUUUCUUUAUGAGUCAGGUGACUAUCUGAAUAUACUAAAUGAAUUGAUUAGUUUAUACGAUUCUGGUGGACCAUACAUUACGGCUCGACGUUAUGAUUUACAAUUGAAUUUAAACUACAAAAGUAUCCUUCGAAGGGUGAGAAAAUCAGAUGACAGUUAUGUUGUGAUAGUUGGUUCAGUAGAAACAUUGCCAGAAGUUCUUAGACAAGCACAGCAAGUUGGCAUUAUAACAGAAGACUAUAGCUACAUUAUUGGAAGCAUGGACAUGCAAGCUAUUGAUUUGGAGGAAUUCAAGUAUAGUGAAGUUAACAUCACUACCUUCCGAAUGUUUUCUCCACAACAACCAGAAGUCAGAAAAUUAAUUACAGAACUUGGAUAUCCCGACGAUGAUGAGGAGAGAAAUAUAACAUGCCCAAUUACUAUUGAAAUGGCCCUACUCUAUGAUGCCAUACAAUUUUAUGCUGAAACAACAAAAACAAUGCGAUUCAAACCAGUUGCGAUGAACUGCUCAGAUAAGAACAAUUAUUGGGAUAAAGGUUCUUCUAUUGGAAAUUACUUGCGUUUGACCGUUGCACAGGGUCUUACCGGUAACAUUUACUUGGAGAAUGGUGUCCGUUCGCAUUAUAACCUAGAACUUGUUGAAUUGACAUCGACGGGCCUUCAAAAAAUUGGGGAUUGGGAUUCGGAUAAGGGUUUAAGUAUAAAUCGUUUUACCCCAGAGGAACCAAUUUUGGAAUCAGAUUCAUUAUCUUUGGUUAAUAAAAGUUUAAUUGUUCUCCUUGCAAUGAAUGCACCACAUGUAACGUUGAAACAAUCGACUAUGAAACUUUCAGGAAAUAAUCGCUAUGAAGGAUUUGGAGUUGAACUUAUUCAGCGAUUAGCUGAGAAAUUGGGCUUUAACUUUACUUUCCAUAUGCAUAAAGAUGGCAACUAUGGCUCAUUUAAUUCCACAAGUAAUAUAUCAACAGGAAUGGUGCGCGAGAUUAUGGAAGGGAGAGCAGAUCUGGGAAUUACUGAUUUGACAAUAACAUCUGAACGCGAAGCUGGUGUUGACUUUACUAUUCCGUUUAUGAAUUUAGGAAUUUCAAUUUUAUAUCAAAAACCACGUAAGGCCGAUCCAAAAUUGUUUUCCUUCAUGGACCCGUUUUCAGGAAAGGUAUGGCUUUGGCUGGGUAUAUCGUUUUUUGGCGUAUCAUUGGCCUUUUUCAUUUUGGGUCGAAUCGCACCUGGCGAGUGGGACAAUCCGUAUCCCUGUAUUGAGGAACCGGAAGAGUUGGAAAACCAACUGAGUAUGGGAAACUCUAUUUGGUUUGCAACUGGAGCACUCCUACAACAGGGUAGUGAAAUUGCUCCGAAAGCCUUAUCAACUAGACUUCUUGCUUCUAUUUGGUGGUUUUUCACUCUGAUUUUGGUGGCAUCUUAUACCGCUAAUUUAGCAGCGUGUCUUACUUUUGAAAAUCCUACAAGUGUUAUUGAUGAUGUUAAAGAUUUGGCUGAAAAUAAAGGUGGAGUCCAGUAUGGAGCUAAGAGCAGUGGUAGUACCAGGACGUUCUUUAAAAAUUCUGAAGAUGAGACUUAUAUGUUAAUGAAUAAUUACAUGAAUCAAAAUCCAUCUUUGUUGACAAGUACAAACGAUGAAGGAGUCGAAAGGGUUCUAACCGAAAACUAUGCCUUCUUAAUGGAAUCCACAUCAAUAGAAUACAAUGUAGCCCGAAUAUGUAAUCUUACACAAAUCGGAGGAUUGUUGGAUGAAAAAGGCUAUGGUAUCGCUAUGAGAAAAAAUUGGCCUUAUCGGGACAAACUUAAUAAUGCUCUGCUCGAGUUACAAGAAUCAGGCGUUUUAGCUAAGAUGAAGUCGAAAUGGUGGUUUGAACUUGGAACCGGAAGUUGCACUAAAAAAACGGAACAAUCUGAAGCAACUGAAAUGGGAAUGCCAAACUUAGGAGGUGUUUACUUUGUACUUCUAAUUGGAAGUUCUAUAGCUGCAGCCUGUGGAUUGAUUGACUGGCUUUUCUUUGUAUUAAGAAAAGCAAGACGCUAUAAGGUUCGCUUUAUGGAUGCAUUAAAGGAAGAGUUUCAAAUUGUCAUAGAUUUUUCCAACAACACCAAAAUCGUUUGCAGUACAGGAUCUAUAUAUUCGAGAAAUUCUUCCCUAACAAUUGACUCGAAUGAACUCAAUACAUAAAUAAAUCAAACAAAAUUACUAUAAUUAA